Dendronephthya gigantea is the source of this 1390-nucleotide messenger RNA. RefSeq lists its product as uncharacterized. The transcript is spliced from 8 exons. The coding region runs from base 191 to 1390 and encodes 399 amino acids. The record is from RefSeq and is a predicted model, not a curated record. NCBI's taxonomy places the organism in Eukaryota, Metazoa, Cnidaria, Anthozoa, Malacalcyonacea, Nephtheidae.
ACAUUUCCAUGUCUUUUGACUUCCUCCAUUCUUACAUUAGUCAUUUCUAUCAAUUUGUCAGGCAUUUAAUUUCCUUUUAAUUAAGGUACUCUGGGGUGGUCGUUGGCAAAAAGAGGCGGGUGCGACCACUGGCGAAGAGGUCGAACAAAUAAAUAGCCAUUUUUCUCGACUUGGAAAUAGUACCAAACAUAUGUUACCAGAAGGCAGAGAAGAAUUACUUACUGAGCAUGCAUUGAUUUGGAACAAGAGAAAAAUCAUGCAGAUGCCAGCAGUUUUGGCAAAGAGAUAUAUGAAGGCAAAACAAGAUUUUCAAGAUCUGCAAAAGAAACUCGCUGAAGCAAAAAAUGACUUAGGCGUAACAAAUUCAGAGACAUGGAUUCAAGAUGUGACUCAAUCUGCAAGAGAAGAAGAAAUAAGAAGAAAAGUUCGAGUAGCUCUGUCAGAAGAGGAAGAAGCUUUUUGGGCGAACGAAACCCAUGUUAAUUCAGAAUGUCGUAACCCUUUGGUUAUCAAUGCGGUCAAAGUAUUUCCAAAGUACCAUAAAAAAAUAGCGUCUGCUGACCUCUCAGUUGUGGUGCCCAAGUUAAAAGAGAAGUUUGGUCCAGACUGGAUGAAUGUUCUCGAUAACGGUGAAAAAUCUUUAAGGGGCAAUGUUUCGUCUAUGUUGGAACGCAGUAUGCAGACUGCACACUUUAAAAUAGUGCAACUGGCGGCUAAUAUGAACAAACUUGCAGUUUACCCGAUUCGUGUUAAGAAGAAGAUAGCUGAGUUGGAGAAUGAAUGCACUCGUUAUGAAGAAGAGAUUGGCAUUUUAGAAAAGGAGAUGAAACAUUUCAUCGAAUAUUAUAGAAACAAUGUUGUUAGACGUCUUAAGGAGAACGAAGCCAUCUUGUUAGCUCAGCUUACUAGUGAUAAAUCUGAAAUUAUUAGCUCCAUGGUAGAAAACAACGAGGGGAGAUAUAUAACAUAUUCAACAGAGACUGGUGUUCUGAAAGGAAAGCUUGCCCUCUUAAGAAUUGGUAUAGAUUUUGCUAUGCGACAACUGGAAUGUGGUGUGGAAAUGUUUUCCAAAGUCCUUGGUAAUGUCUCUGGCAUUUCUGACAUAAUAAUUGAUGUUGAAGAUGCUGUAGACGAAUCACCGUGUUCAAGUGAUGACGAAUCCAACUAUGUUGAUGAAAUCAUGAACAUGUUUAUUGAAGUCCAGAAAAGCAAGAAACUAAAGGAAGCUAGAAAGGAGCUGGAAAUCAUGACACCAGCUCCAAUGAACACUAUGCUUCAAAAACAGCCGAGGUGUGAAGCAACAGCAGCACGGGAGAAGAGAAAAUCAAUGGUUGUGCAAGAGGUUCCAAGGACUAUUCAAGGUAUAUCACUUUCAGGAAUCUAUAUGUAG